GAAUAUCAGACAAAAAACAGAGUAAAGACAUGGUAACUGGACAUGGACAGAGUCUGUUUGUUAAUAUGGUGAAAGAUGUACAUUUCCUGAGUAUGCUGGUGUUGUGGAUCCUGAUGUGGCUAUCCAGAUACAUACACAGUGUGUCUUCAGAAGUGUCAACAAAGCAGGUCUUCUUCGUAGCUGGUGGCGAUGAAAAACUAUUUCUCCCAUCUCCCCCACUGAGCCGUGGGACAAAGUACCAGUGGUUGAGGACCCCACAUGAUGGAAACCAAUCGGAGUUAAUUGUCACAAUCAGUAGGAAUAGUCAGAAUCUGUUUUCACAAGGAGGCGAGCAUAAUAUAUCCAUGGAGCCCCAGUCUUCUUUUGCAGGAGUAUUUUUGUUCACCCAAACUGAACCAAAUUUACUCCCAUUGGCAAGAUUUGAAGUGUUUGCUGUUGAAUUUACACCGCCACGUUUAGCAGAGGUGGAUCUGGGUUCUGAUGUCAGUUUGAGCUGUAAGUUGCCUCACAUGCCCGAGGCAGCCACACUGCAGUGGGAGGCUGAGGACAGCUUCUCUUCUCACACCACAUUGUUCUACAACCACACAGCCUACGUCAUCAUCCACAGUGUUGACCAGCAGAGCAAAAAGCGAUACAACUGUGUAGUCCGACUAAAUGGAACAUGGGUAUUUGGAGCAGGAUUUUUGCUGAACAUAAAAGCAUUCAUAUUAGAGACUCAGGUGACUUUAUUCCGAGAGAGCAGCAACAGUAGUGAGGUGGAUCUGAGUUGCAGGAGCAUAAGUGAAUACCUUACAGCCAAAUGGACCAGGACCUCAUCUUCUCAACAAACACCAGUUGUUCUGAGCUCAUACAGUCGCAUCUCAUUGAAUGUUGUUCAGCGAGACCGGUUCUCAUCACCUGCCUUCAGUGGUGUUGACUACCCCAUGCAUAUCUCAUCACUGAUAUUUGAAGAUGGUGGAGAAUACAGAUGCAGAUUUGAGCAUGUCUUAAAUUCUGGGCAUGUCUUCAGUUCUGAGCGUGUCUUCGUGAAACUCAUUACUAUUCAAGUUUCUGUUGCGCCCUCUGGUGAUGAGGGUGGGGACCAGACAGUGGUCCUCACCUGUGAGCUGUCAGAGUUGAGCGAUGUCCCAGUGACCCUGGCCUGGCUGAGGAGGGAGGGCAGCGGGGUGCUGAUGGUCCGACAGGAAGUCCUGACAGACAGCAGGCUGCUCAGUGUGACCCUGCCCAGCCUCCAUAGAGACCAGCUGUUCUGGGAGUGUGUGGUCUUCUCUCAGGGCCUGCUCAGAGCCAGAGUAACCCUGAACCUCACAGACAGCUUCGAGAAGAUCCCUACUCCUGUUACACCCAGCCCAAAUGCAGGUGGCGAAGUAAACCCCUUUCACCUUGGGAUGAUUGUGGCCUGCUCUGUGCUGCUCUUCACUGGGAUCCUGACUGUGGCUCUGCUGUUCUACUACAGGGGAGCCAGAAACAGAGAGACAGCUUCAAGGCCUGUGCUGAACAUUGUAGCGUCGCCCUCUCUGACUGAUCAGGAUGACCCAGUCUACGGCAACGUCACAAACAACCCCCCAGACCAAGUUCCAGACAGUCAUAGGAGUCCAACAGAGGGAAAGAACAACAUGGACAUCCAUUACUCUUGCAUCUCUUUAAGUGGACUAAAGCCUAGAGAGCAAAAUGGGAAUUCUGAAAAAAGUGGGGAUGGGGAUGGUGUAAUCUACUCAGCUGUCAGCAUAAAUUGAAGAAUCCAUUGUGAUCUGGAAAGAAAUGCUACUGGACAAGCUUGCUUCUCUUUCAGUACUGGAUUCAACAUAUGUCAAACAUGUAUUUCUUAAGAAAUUGAUUAUCUAAAAUGAACCGUUACCUAUGCUACAAAAUUUCAUAGUACCACCAUGUACAUUGCAAGCUUACGUUUCCUUUUCAUCUUGAGUUCAGUUGAUAAUUUUCAUAAUGCCUUUUACCCUGUCUGGAUGAGAAAAUGUGCAGAGAAAUAUAAAUUAAUUUUUGGGUACUGAGAGGGUGUUAAUUAAUCUGUCUUCUCUGUGCUCUUUUUAAUUAAAUGUAAUUUUGCAAU
Osmerus eperlanus (European smelt) is the source of this 2068-nucleotide messenger RNA. RefSeq lists its product as uncharacterized. Bases 30 to 1736 code for a protein of 568 amino acids. The transcript has 10 exons. Lineage: Eukaryota; Metazoa; Chordata; Actinopteri; Osmeriformes; Osmeridae. The record is from RefSeq and is a predicted model, not a curated record.